Molecule: messenger RNA, 735 nt
Organism: Paramecium tetraurelia
Lineage: Eukaryota; Ciliophora; Oligohymenophorea; Peniculida; Parameciidae
Exons: 2
Source: RefSeq, a predicted model, not a curated record
AUGUUUUUUGCAAAAAAUAGAGGAAGAGGAAUAACAGUUGGGAUACAUAAGCGAUUCUUUUCAAAGAAUAUCUCAAAUUUACUUCCUAAGGUUCAUGAGUUAUUAGAAUGCUCACUAAUCAAAGUAACAGGUGAAUUACUAGAGAAUAGUAUUUUAAUAAUCAAAAAAUGCACUUUAAAAAUUAAUAAUAUAACUGAUGUCAGCAAAAACAAAAGCAAUACUUAUCAUAUUUGGAGAUAUAAAUCAUCCAAUAAAUUAAAUGUCUUUCAUGAAAGAUGUUAUUCCAAUAUAAUAAUACUCCAUCAAAAGGAUUAUUGUCCUAAUUUUGCACCUGUAUAAAAAAAUAUAAACAUAUUCUCUGCUAAAACUACCUUAAUUAAAAUCAAUAUCAAUUAUAGAAUUUCAAUUUCACGAAAUAAAGAAUGUCAUAAAAUAACUUAUUAACAUUUGAUCUAAUAUCUGAUAAAUGGAUUAAAAAAACAAGGAACAUAUGAAGUGCUCUCUGAUCUGUGGUCUAAGGAAACUGCUGAUUUAAUAUUGAAUUUUGGAGCAAAUCGUUUGGUUCCCUUGAAGAAAAGCAUAUCCAAGCAAUAGUGUAAAGUCCAAUUAUAAAAUGGCUAGAAAUUAGAUUCCUACGUAAAAUUCAGGCAUUCUAUUAAUUUAGAAAGUUAAAAUGAUUCAUAAUUUAAUUAAACAAAAAUUAUAACAUUAUUAUUCGAUAUUUUUAAAAGUUGA